UUUUCAGUUUCAAAAAUGGUUUUCACCGUCCCUUCGGAUCUGUCUGGUGGACUUUAUUUUUUGAAUGGAAAGAGAACAACAAUUGAGUCAACUGAGACAUUUGACGUAAUUGAGCCACGUAUCGGACAAGUCGUUGCUAAAUGCCCAAAAGCAACAGCGGAUAUUGUUGAUCAAUACGUUAAAGCUGCUGCUGAUGCUCAAUCAGCAUGGGGAGAAACUACUGCUUUGGACAGAGGAAAGGUUCUUCAUAAAGUUGCUGAUUUGAUUAGAGAACAUGCUGAAGAGAUCGCAAUUUGGGAAGUGAAAACCAAUGGAAAACCAAUUUAUGAGGCUCGUUGUGACAUUGCAUCUUCAGCUGACACUUUUGAUUUCUUUGGUGGAAUCGCUACGGCAGUUCUCCAAGGAGAUUCUCUUGAACUUCCAGGUGGACCAUCUCAACGUAUUGCCUAUACACGCCGUGAACCAUAUGGAGUUGUUGGAUGUAUUGGAGCAUGGAACUAUCCAUUCCAGACAUGCGUUUGGAAGGUUGCUCCAGCGCUUGCUGCUGGAAACGCAGUUGUCUAUAAGCCAUCUCCAUUUGCUCCAGCUUCACCAGUACUUCUAGGAGAGAUCCUUACAGCUGCUGGUGUACCUAAAGGAGUAUACAAUGUUAUUCAAGGAGAACAAGAAGCUGGUGUUGCUCUUUGCGAGCAUAAUUUGGUUGCAAAAGUUUCUUUCACUGGAUCAGUUGCCUCAGGAGAAGCAGUUCAGCGUCAAGCCGCCACAAAGAAUGUCAAGCCAGUGACAUUGGAACUAGGAGGAAAAUCUGAGAUCAUUAUCUUCGACGAUUCAGAUGUCAAAUCUGCAGUAGCUUCUGCAAUGCUUGCAAACUUCUUGAAUCAGGGACAAGUCUGCACAAAUGCCACAAGAGUUUUUGUACAGAAAGGAAUUUUGGCUUCUUUCACUGAAGCCAUUGUUCAAGAAGCUAAUGAUAAACUUAAAGUUGGAGAUCCACUUCUUGAAGACACUCGUGUUGGAGCUAAUAUCAACGAAGGGCAUCUUCAGAGAAUUCUUGGAUACGUUGAAAGUGCCAAGCAAGAAGGUGGAGUCGUUUUGAGAGGAGGAGUUCGUGUGCAUCCAACUGGUGUCGAGGGUGGAGCAUAUUUUGAGCCAGCAAUAAUUACUGGACUUUCCGAUGAAGCUAGAGCUGUUAGAGAAGAAAUCUUUGGAGCUGUUAUGCUCAUUUUACCAUUUGAAACAGAAGAGGAAGUUAUUGCAAGAGCAAAUAAUACAACUUAUGGAUUGGCUGCUGGAGUAUUCUCAGGGUAAAUCAGUCAAAUCUAUUGAAAUUUCGAUUCAUGAAUUGUAACCAGUUUUCAUUAAAGUUUUUUUUUCCAGAAAUCUUGCUCGUGGACACCGUGUCGCUGCUCGCCUUCAAGCUGGAACUGUUUUCAUUAAUACUUAUAAUGACACUGAAGUAAAUGUUCCAUUUGGAGGAUUCAAGAAUUCAGGACAUGGACGUGAAAAUUGUAUCGAUACUCUUCGUGCUCAUACUCAGACAAAGGCAAUCUAUGUGAAUGUUCAAGAUACUACUGAGCAUUGUUU
Molecule: messenger RNA, 1584 nt
Organism: Caenorhabditis elegans
Lineage: Eukaryota; Metazoa; Nematoda; Chromadorea; Rhabditida; Rhabditidae
Gene: alh-12
Product: Aldehyde dehydrogenase domain-containing protein
Exons: 3
Coding region: 16-1308 (430 amino acids)
Molecular function (GO): aldehyde dehydrogenase (NAD+) activity; oxidoreductase activity
Source: RefSeq, marked reviewed